Messenger RNA from Heterobasidion irregulare TC 32-1, 1393 nucleotides. RefSeq lists its product as uncharacterized. Lineage: Eukaryota; Fungi; Basidiomycota; Agaricomycetes; Russulales; Bondarzewiaceae. Gene Ontology annotation, biological process: lipid metabolic process. The transcript is spliced from 4 exons. The record is from RefSeq and is a predicted model, not a curated record. Bases 1 to 1308 code for a protein of 435 amino acids.
AUGGGCGUUACUGUCUACCAGGAGCUAUGGUACUCUGCCUCACAAGCAUUCCGCUUGUUGAUCCCAGAACCCAAAGCCCGCGUGCCAAUAACUUGGAAGACAAUACCCCGCACAUUCAUCUACUUCAUACCCUUUGUUUUCCUAGCAUACCUUGCGCGCAGACCGGACACAUAUCUUAUACGAGUGCUAAUUCUACCCUCUCUUGUCUCGCUCGCUCUGCAUUGUUCUUUUGGGUACAUAUGGACGGAUCCUAGGCUGAAUGUGUACAAUUGGGGCUCAGCCCUGUGCGCUUUUGUCGUCAUCGCGAAAAGCAUAGACAUUUCCCUCACAGCGAAUGGCCGUUUCAAACAGGGAGAACGGACUCUUGGAUCCAUGCGCGAGCCCGCCGUCGCUGCCAAAGCAGAUAGCGACGCCUCCGCAGACGCGUCGGCACGUCACCGCCCGGGCAACAGCUUCCUACCCGUCUGGCUCGAAGACGCGCUGGAGCUCAUAUUUUCCAUUCGUGGGCUUGGUUGGGACUUUGGCCGCGGCGUACACGUACCCUCGCAUAUUCGCCCUACCGAGCGUGGACCUUUCCUCCGCGCGGCCGCACGCUCGUUCAUCACAAACUUCCUCAUGCUCGACUUGCUCGAAGCACUUUUCAAACUCAUACCCGGUGUCGGCAGCGUUCUCGGCGGGAGCAUCUUCGUCUCGUCUUUUCCUCCCCUCCAGCGCUACGCUUUUUCUACCUUCAUACACUUUAUGACGGGCUGCGCCCUCCUCGCUGGGUUCAACAUGGUUUAUGACCUGCUCACGCUCCUCGCAGUCGUCCUCCUCGGGCAUUCGCCAACUGCGUGGCCGCCGAUUAUGGACAACCCUUGGAUAUCCAACUCCCUGCACGAGUUUUGGGCGAAGCGUUGGCAUCAGACCCUACGCCAGACGUUCCUCGUGUUCGGAGGGAUCCCUGGGCGCGCGAUCGCAGGGGACCUCGGACUUAUCUUCGGCACAUUCCUCGCGUCGGGGCUGUACCAUGAAUGCUCGAUCUACGCUAUGGGCAGGGGAUGGGAUUCCAGGGUUCCCUUCUUUUUUUUGUUGCAGGCUCUGGCUCUGGUGGGCGAGAGAGUGUGGAGGAAAGUGACAGGCAGACGGGUAGGCGGCUUCUUUGGGCGCCUGUGGGUUUAUUUUGAUGUUAUCGUCCUGGGACAGCCACUUGUCGAUGCAUGGCACCGGCGGGGGCUCGCCGGGGCGAUGAUCAUUCCUCCUCCCAUAAGCCCGGCGCGCCUUUUAUUACUGCCUGCAAUCCGAUCUUUGACCGGCUGGCAGCUGUAAUCAUGUACGAUUUAAAUAUCACUAACAUCUUGAGCUCCUAAAGGCGUGUAUUAUACAUACAAAGAAUUUCAUGCAGUCACUACUC